UUAAUAGCCUACAGCGCCAUCAGUACAUCAUACAGUAAGCCUAAGGGUUCAAUGAAUCUUUUUUCUUUAGCAGAAAUAAAGUUCUAAGUAAUGCUUUUUUGAAAAGAUACAUGCCAUUACAUUAGUAUUGCAAUUACUAGAAUAUAUUAUGCACUCAUAGAAAAAGUUGGAUUAUCAUGAGAUAAGCAGCCCCUAACAACUCAGUUAUUAAAGAAGGAAACUCUCAGAGAGUUUUGUGUAUGCAGACAACAAUUAAUCAAUGUUGGUAUACUCCUACAGUUACUAGCUCAAGACUUUCUAACAUUGUUUACAUCAGGUUUAAUGCAAAGGUCACUCCAAACCAGACAACAGCCCUGUUUUGGACACUUUAACUUUUCUCCACUAGAUGGAGCCAAGUGUUUUUUUUUCUCCAUCUUUGGCAGUCUUCACAACAAUACUUCAGACAUUCACAAUGCUUCACAACAGCCGACCGGUUGUCUGGCAUCCAAUGUACCCCUUCCUAACUGUCAUAUAUACGCUGCUGUUGAUGCAACUGUUGAGCGUAGAUAGAUCUAAUGCCAUUUUUCCUGGGGAAGGAAUGGCAGUCUGUCACUGUGACCAGGGCAAUGAGCAACUUUUACAGUGACAGCAUGUCUACCUGAUUACAAACACAUUCAGACAUGCUUUGAAAUAACAACACAUAUAUAGUGCAUCCAUUAGAUAGCCAGUCAUAUGACUAUUUUGUGAAGCCCUGAUGGUAGGUCAUUGUCACAGUUUAAUUUGUCUACCCAGCUGUCUGAGUUAAGCAAAAAACAAAACAAAAACAUUUGUCAGUUUUCAUAAUUUUCUGUUAUUCUUGACAUAUCUUGUAGUGAAUAAUUGUCCUCUCCUGUUGCCGUCUCUUGAUACUGGUCAGAGGCCAUCUUUAUUUUUGAGAGCCAGUGUCACUUAUGUCACUGGAGCAGACGGAUUCCCCUGUGGGUGUUUAUGUGAGGUGGACCUCACUAAAGAGGAGGUCUCCCAGAGAGCCACUUCCCUGGCCAGUCAGUUAUGGAGGCCCAUGUCAACAUGGGUCAUGGGGUUCAUCAUUUGUUUUUCCCCUCCUAUGUGAACUCCAGUGCCCUAUUGUGCCUAAUAAACAGUGUCCUUCAGAUUUUACGGUGUGCUUCUCUGUGACAUUCUCAGAUUAUUGACUGUUGAAAGAGUGCCUUGUUGUGGUGAAGUACAGUGUACACUAUACGUUAAUCUGAUGCAACCACAGGUAUUUUCUUUACCUCUACUGCUGUGUUUCGGUGAAGGCCUCUAAAUCAGAGGGCAUGUCUAGUUAAUACACAAAGCUGUUGUGGACCAUGGACUACUGGUGGUCAGACUGCUGUAAUCAUGGAUAUAUACUGUAUUUAACCAUAAGCACAUAUAAAAUCGCUCUGUACUCUGAUAUUACAACCGAAAAUGUAGCUAUGUCCUCAGACAUAUACAGUCACUGCCGCUCUUUCCCUCACUGCAUUUCAGUUGGAGCAAAUUAUGUCCCAAGCACAUGGGACCUCACAUAUCACAAAGCAUGCCUGUUGGAAGGGCUUAGCCCUCUAUAUCAGGACGAAUUACAGUCUUAUUUAUUUGAUUACACAACAUGAAACUAUUCCAAAGACUUGAGGUCAUUGUUUGGGUUUUAGUUUUUGCAGUGCUUUUUAGAGGCCUGCAGUGAGCGUGUUUCUUUUGCCGGAUGUGGCUGAUUUUGCCGGUGUUAUUGCGAAAGGUGAGGAGUCGAGCUGCUUGUUGGGUUUACUGUGAGUGCUGUGUGUAAUGGACAGGAUGACACAGCCAUUUCUGAGCUUCAGGAACUACUCACAGGUCAUCCACCCUCAUCACGUCGCCAUCUGACUCUUGAUGAACCCCAUUGGAUGGGAUGCUGUUGGGUCCAGGAAAUAACCAAUCAGCAGUUAUGUUUAGCAGCAGAGGGUGUGCUCUAAAAUGCAGGCUACUAUUGGUCAGUGAAUGGUGUGUGUUCCACGCUAACUCUGGGAACGCUGUCAAGUCUGCUGUGGAUACUUCAUGACUGUCAAGUGAUCUACUGUAUCUAUGUCAGUUUGUUAAGAAAUGAGAAAGGGAAAAGAAAACAUGUUUCUCCAUGAUGUAUCCAACUAAUUUGGGAACUGACAGUUCGGUCAGUGGUUUGGUCAUAAAAUAAUUACUUGACUUACUUACUUGACUUAAUGGCUUCUACUAUCUAUGUAUCUAAUAUCUACUAUAUCUAAGUCUGUGUAAGGACAUUGUAAUCAGAACAAUAUCUCAGUGUUUACUGUAGUAUCACCACAGAAAGGUCCUGAAGUAGAUGGAGUGGGAUCCUAUUAGAACUCAACUUUGAUAUGAAGUUAUUUCUCUUCCUAUGGCAUCAUCAUUUUGAAUAUGAUAGUAAUUAGGUACAGUCAUUUGUAAUGGCCAUCCUGAUAAUAUAAUUUUAUCACGUCAUAAACAUAAUUUUAAUACAUGUUCCUGUGUAUUUUAUACAUGUUCCUGUGCAUUUAAUACAUGUCCCUGUGCACCUGUGCUCUGUUUUCGUGUUGAUAUUUUCAUGUUCCAAUGAUCCAUGUGACACAAGACAAGCACACAUUUAUAGUUUGUGUUUAGUGAAUGGUUUAGCAUGACUGUGUCAAAACUUGCGCAAUUUCUUAGGAGUGUGUGCAUAUGAUACUGCAGCAACAUCUGACAGACGCAGUGCCACCUGCUUAUAAAGCCAUUCAAAAGCAUGGGCAUGCUUUCAUUACGAUUUCGACUUAUUUAUUAUUUAUCUGUUUUGCUGUAUUAUUUUUUUUCCAGAGGAGAUAGGAGGAUAUUUGGUGUGAAAGGAACAUUAGGUGUGUGAAGAAAGAAGUGUGUGUGUGUGUGUGUGUGUGUGUGUGUGUGUGUGUGUGUGGGAGGGGGGGGUGCCCUCACUCAGCCCCCUCCCCUCCCCUCCCACACACACACACACACACACACCACCUCCCUCCUCUGGUCUGAUGGAAUGCUGUGUGACUGUGGUAUUUUUAGACUGGGCCAGUUGAAAUAGUGACACUCAGGCCUCAUUCAACAUAAACACAACUCACUCUCCUUCCAUGUGGCACCUAUGAACCAGUGAGCAAGAUAGUGCUGGAAAUCCGAUUUGAGCCACAGUCUGCGGUGACCCCGUCAUAACCCAGCCGCAGAGAAGACACCCACUCAAGCGGGCAUACAGAGAGCCUUCAGGGGUCUCAAUGUUAGAAAACAGAGCCUGUGAGAUUUCUGAGGAGGACCGGGGAACAAGGAGAAGGUAACGAAGUUGGGAGAUGAUUCACUCUAGGCAUGGUGGGGAAUUGGAACCGGCAUCACAAAUCACAGAUUCCUGGACCAGCUUCAAACUGUUCUUGGAGGAGACGUCUUCUUUCAAGCAACAGAACCCUGGAAAGUUCUGCCUGCUUGUAUGCAGCUUGUGCUCCUUCCUGGCGGUUCUUGGACGCUACAUUCCUGGAAUUGUCCUCUCAUAUAUAUUAGUGCUUGGCAUCUUCCUCUGGCCCCUGGUGUCAUCACAUGACUUCGGACUGUGGUUCGAGCCAGUUCUGCAGAAACUGGACUUUGGACUAGGACAGUUCCUUCAGAAGAUCAAAGAAAACCAUGAGAAGAGAGUCCUCCAGGCCCAGGAAGAACAUGAGAGCAUCGAGGCUGACCUGUCUUCUCUUUUCCCCAAGCUGGACUCAACUGUGUAUAAGGAGCUGUCCCUAUCAGACACAGAGCCCUCAGAAGUGACAUGGACAGAAAAUGGCACCUUCAACCUGUCCGAAGGGCACUCACCACAAACAGAGAACUCAGAAGACCUGGACCGACCCAGCGACCAUGAGGAGCUGUUUGCUGGCGGCCUCCCAGACUUCCCAUCGCUAGAUAACGGUCUGGGGACCAACGGCGACGACGAUGAAGACCUCAGCAUCGGUCUGCCCUCCCCGGCGCCCCAGACAAAGCCCAAACACAAACAGCGUAGCGAGCAGGGCAGGGCGUCCCUGGCGGCCGAGCAGCGUCCAGACCCCACUCUGCAGCUGGUGGAGCGCAUGGCCGGCGACGUCAUCGCCGCCGCCGUCACCGCUGCCAUCCAGGAGCGGCUGGAAGCGACCGUGGCCUCCGCCAUGAGCCCAGCCUCCGCGGACGCCGCCUGCCCAUCCUUCUCGUCGUCCUCGUCCGCCUCCACCCCGCCGGCCGCGCUGGCCCAGGCUCUGGCCGAAGACUCGGACAGCGAGGCGGAGGACUUUGAGCUGCUGGAUCAGGCCGAGCUGGAGCAGCUGGAGGGGGAGCUGGGCCUGGAGAGGGCAGGGGGUCGGGCGGCCCAGGCCCAGCCCAGGGGCGGUAGCAGGCCCGCGGGCUUCUUCUCCAAACUGCUGGGCCGCCACUGACCAGGCAGAUGUGGGUGUUUAGCCAGAGAUUGUGAACGGUGGGUUGGGUGGGUGUGCAGGGACUCUGGUGGGUUGACAAGUGGCGAUUUUCCUUGUUAUUUACUUUAAUUAGACAUGGGGUUUGGCACGCUGUGAGGGAGGGAGAACACAGGGAUGGUUGAUCUAAGAGAUUUCUGUCCAUGUUGAUUUCUUUUUUCCAAAAUGAUAUUCAUAGAAAUAUUUAAAUAUUUCAAGGAAUAUUUUAAGAAACUUUCCAUUACAGGAGUGAAGGAAUUGUCUAUAAAUGUAUAGAAAAGUUAUGGGAAUGGGCAGACCGUUGCAUUUUCCUUUUUUACAGAUUAUUUUUCAGUGCAUGGUACUGUCAUGCGGCCAAACAAUCACAGAUUUUCACAGAUGCCCAAAUCUGGUCAUUAGACCCAUUGUAGUGUCUAAACUCUUUGUACAUUUAUAGUCAAAGCCAAACUAGAAUUUGCAUCAACUGUGCUACAAACCCACCCAGAAUGUAUGGCAGGAAAGUCACCCCUUUUGAUUUUGCAUUUUUGUUUUCUAAUUUUGUAUUUUGUUUUUUCAUUAAGUUUUGACCUGUUGUCAGCCAGGGAAAUGUUGCAGAAAGCAUCAAAUCUCAAUGUUAUAUAUAUAUAUAUAUUUUUGCAUGCAUAGCUGUGUUUUCAUGUAAACAUGUAAACAUUUUAUGUGUACUUGCACCUUAAUAUGUGAUUGAUACAGCUAGGCACUUGAAGUCAAGGUAUCAUAAACUGGACCUUGUGCAAUUAUAAUACCAUUAAAUAUUUCUUGAAUGUAA
Alosa alosa (allis shad) is the source of this 5175-nucleotide messenger RNA. It is a transcript of the gene retreg1, whose product is annotated as reticulophagy regulator 1. NCBI's taxonomy places the organism in Eukaryota, Metazoa, Chordata, Actinopteri, Clupeiformes, Clupeidae. Gene Ontology annotation, cellular component: endoplasmic reticulum membrane. The record is from RefSeq and is a predicted model, not a curated record. The transcript has 7 exons. Gene Ontology annotation, biological process: reticulophagy; negative regulation of neuron apoptotic process. The coding region runs from base 3282 to 4373 and encodes 363 amino acids.